UCGAGGCCAGUCUGAACUGCAUAGUGACACCCUGUCCUAAAAGACGAAGAGAAGAAGAAAAUAGCACGCAAAUGAAUAAAUUGUCUGGGUGAACAUGGAAGAAAAUGAUGACCUUGGCAUGAAUACACAUGACCUUCCAGAUCAAGUGACCAAGCCUCAAAACUCAGUCUUGAAUGCUGAAGUGGAGUUUGUCCGAACUGGCUAUGGGAAGGAUAUGGUAAAAGUUCUCUGUAUCCAACGAUGUGGAAAAUACCACAGUAUUAAAGAGGUGGCAACAUCAGUGCAACUUACUCUGGGUUCCAAAAAAGAUUACCUGCAUGGAGAUAAUUCAGACAUCAUCCCUACAGACACCAUCAAGAAUACAGUUCAUGUCUUGGCAAAGUUCAAAGGGAUUAAAAGCAUAGAAACGUUUGCUUUGAAUAUCUGUGAGCAUUUCCUCUCUUCUUUUCACCAUGCCACCCGAGCUCAUGUCUACAUUGAGGAAGUCCCUUGGAAGCGUUUUGAAAAGAAUGGAGCUAAACACGUCCAUGCGUUUAUCCACACUCCCACGGGAACACAUUUCUGUGAGGUGGAGCAGAUGAGGAGUGAACCUCCAGUCAUUCAUUCUGGAAUCAAAGACCUCAAGGUUUUGAAAACAACCCAGUCUGGAUUUGAAGGAUUCAUCAAGGACCAGUUCACUACCCUCCCGGAAGUGAAGGACCGGUGCUUUGCUACCCAAGUAUACUCCAAGUGGCGCUAUCACCAGGGCAAAGAUGUGGAUUUUGAGGCUACUUGGGACACUGUUCGGGACAUUAUCCUGGAAAAAUUUGCUGGGCCCUAUGACAGAGGCGAGUAUUCGCCCUCUCUCCAGAAGACCCUCUAUGACAUACAGGUGCUUUCCCUGAGGCGGGUUCCUGAGAUAGAAGACAUGGAAGUCAUCCUGCCAAACAUUCACUACUUUAACAUAGACAUGUCAAAAAUGGGACUGAUCAACAAAGAAGAGGUCUUGCUGCCAUUAGACAAUCCAUAUGGCAAAAUUACUGGUACAGUCAAGAGGAAGCUGUCUUCAAAGCUGUGACAUUGUGACCACUGAUAGAAAUCCAUCUUAGCUGCAGAAUUCUUUAAGUCAUUUGUGAUUCUGGAGAUUCUAAUGUAUAUGCAGAUUUGCAACUCAGUAUAUUAAUUAUAGUGUACACUUUAUUUCUCUAUCAAAUGAUUUGUUUCUUUAUACCUAACUCAGCAAAAGGCAUUGUGUGCAUUAUCUCAUUAGUAAUUAUAAUAUGUUUUGUGAAUGUUAUUUACUUUAAAAAUACUGAACAGUAUUAAAACAAUCAUAAAUUAAUAUUUCUUUGUGGUGGUUUUGUGCAUUCCUAUCUUAGAGACGAUUUAGAAUCAAUCAUUAAAAGAUGAUCAUGAAUUAUGGAGGGGGGGUCACAUCAAUUAGUUUGAGCACAUACAUGUAUAAAAGCCAUU
This is a messenger RNA of Fukomys damarensis (Damara mole-rat), 1452 nucleotides long. Its product is annotated as uricase. The coding region runs from base 95 to 1057 and encodes 320 amino acids. Gene Ontology annotation, biological process: urate catabolic process; purine nucleobase catabolic process. NCBI's taxonomy places the organism in Eukaryota, Metazoa, Chordata, Mammalia, Rodentia, Bathyergidae. The record is from RefSeq and is a predicted model, not a curated record. The transcript has 9 exons. Gene Ontology annotation, molecular function: urate oxidase activity. Gene Ontology annotation, cellular component: peroxisome.